AUGUCGUCAGACGCCGAGAUGGCAAUCUUUGGGGAGGCAGCUCCUUACCUCCGAAAAUCAGAGAAGGAGAGAAUUGAGGCCCAGAACAAACCUUUUGAUGCAAAGACAUCUGUAUUUGUGGUACAUGCAAAGGAGUCUUAUGUGAAGAGCACAAUCACAAGCAGGGAAUCAGGCAAAGUCACUGUCAAGACUGAAGCGGGAGAGACCCUGACUGUGAAAGAAGAUCAAAUCUUCUCCAUGAACCCUCCCAAGUAUGACAAAAUCGAGGACAUGGCCAUGAUGACCCACCUCCACGAACCCGCUGUGCUGUACAACCUCAAAGAGCGUUACGCAGCCUGGAUGAUCUACACCUACUCGGGUCUCUUCUGCGUCACUGUCAACCCCUACAAGUGGCUGCCGGUGUACAACCCCGAGGUGGUGUUGGCCUACCGAGGCAAGAAGCGCCAGGAGGCCCCUCCACACAUCUUCUCCAUCUCUGACAACGCCUAUCAGUUCAUGCUCACUGACCGGGAGAACCAGUCCAUCCUGAUCACCGGAGAAUCCGGUGCCGGGAAGACUGUGAACACAAAGCGUGUCAUCCAGUACUUUGCAACAAUUGCAGCCAGUGGGGACAAGAAGAAGGAGGAGCAAACCUCAGGCAAAAUGCAGGGGACACUUGAGGAUCAAAUCAUCAGUGCCAACCCACUGCUGGAGGCCUUUGGAAAUGCCAAGACUGUGAGGAAUGACAACUCCUCACGCUUUGGUAAAUUCAUCAGAAUCCAUUUUGGUGCCACAGGCAAACUGGCUUCUGCUGACAUUGAAACAUAUCUGCUGGAGAAGUCCAGAGUCACUUUCCAGCUCAAGGCGGAAAGGAGCUACCACAUCUUUUAUCAGAUCAUGUCCAACAAGAAGCCAGAGCUAAUUGAGAUGUUACUGAUCACCACCAACCCCUAUGACUAUCUGUACGUGAGUCAGGGUGAGAUCACAGUUCCCAGCAUUAACGACCAGGAAGAGCUGAUGGCCACUGAUAGUGCCAUUGACAUCCUGGGCUUCACUCCAGAUGAGAAAACAGCCAUCUACAAGCUGACAGGGGCUGUCAUGCACUAUGGGAACCUGAAGUUCAAGCAGAAGCAGCGUGAGGAGCAGGCAGAGCCUGAUGGCACCGAAGUUGCUGACAAGGCUGCCUACCUGAUGGGUCUGAACUCGGCAGACCUGCUCAAGGCCCUCUGCUACCCCCGAGUCAAGGUGGGGAAUGAAUACGUGACCAAGGGCCAAACUGUGCAGCAGGUAUACAAUUCAGUGGGUGCCCUGGCAAAGGCUGUCUUUGAGAAAAUGUUCCUGUGGAUGGUUGUUCGUAUCAACCAACAGCUGGACACGAAGCAGCCCAGGCAGUACUUCAUUGGUGUCCUGGACAUUGCUGGCUUUGAGAUCUUUGAUUUCAACAGCCUGGAGCAGCUGUGCAUCAACUUCACCAAUGAGAAACUGCAACAGUUCUUCAACCACCACAUGUUCGUGCUGGAGCAGGAGGAGUACAAGAAGGAGGGGAUUGAAUGGGAGUUCAUUGACUUUGGCAUGGACCUGGCUGCCUGCAUUGAGCUCAUUGAGAAGCCCAUGGGCAUCUUCUCCAUCCUGGAAGAGGAGUGCAUGUUCCCCAAGGCAACUGACACCUCUUUCAAGAACAAGCUCUAUGACCAGCACCUGGGCAAGUCCAACAACUUCCAGAAGCCCAAGCCUGGCAAGGGCAAGGCUGAGGCCCACUUCUCCCUGGUGCACUACGCUGGCACAGUGGACUACAACAUCACUGGCUGGCUUGACAAGAACAAGGACCCUCUGAAUGAAACUGUUGUGGGGCUAUAUCAGAAAUCAUCCCUGAAGACUCUGGCCUUACUCUUUGCCUCUGCUGGAGGAGAGGCAGAGGCUAGUGGUGGUGGUGGUGGUAAGAAGGGAGGCAAGAAGAAGGGUUCUUCUUUCCAGACUGUCUCAGCUCUUUUCAGGGAAAAUCUGAACAAGCUGAUGACCAAUCUGCGGAGCACUCACCCCCAUUUUGUGCGCUGUAUCAUCCCCAAUGAGUCUAAAACACCUGGUGCCAUGGAGCACGAGCUGGUGCUGCACCAGCUGCGCUGUAACGGCGUGCUGGAAGGGAUCAGGAUUUGCAGGAAGGGAUUCCCCAGCAGAAUCCUCUAUGCUGACUUCAAACAGAGAUACAAGGUGCUUAAUGCCAGUGCCAUCCCCGAGGGACAGUUCAUCGAUAGCAAGAAGGCUUCUGAGAAGCUCCUUGGGUCAAUCGAUGUGGACCAUACCCAGUACAAAUUUGGACACACCAAGGUGUUCUUCAAAGCUGGGCUACUGGGACUCCUGGAAGAGAUGAGGGAUGAGAAGCUGGCACAGCUCAUCACCCGCACCCAGGCCAGGUGCAGGGGCUUCCUGAUGAGGGUGGAGUACAGAAGAAUGGUGGAGCGGAGGGAAUCCAUCUUCUGUAUCCAGUACAACAUUCGUGCAUUCAUGAAUGUCAAACACUGGCCAUGGAUGAAGCUGUUCUUCAAGAUCAAGCCCUUGCUGAAGAGUGCAGAGUCUGAGAAGGAAAUGGCCAACAUGAAGGGAGAGUUUGAGAAGACCAAGGAAGAACUUGCAAAGUCUGAGGCAAAGAGGAAGGAGCUGGAGGAGAAAAUGGCAUCUCUAAUGCAGGAAAAAAAUGACCUGCAGCUCCAAGUGCAAUCUGAAGCUGAUGCUUUGGCUGAUGCUGAGGAAAGAGCGUGGCUGGCCAACCUGGAGAAGAUGUGCCGCACACUGGAAGACCAGCUGAGUGAGAUUAAGACCAAGGAAGAAGAGCAUCAGCGCAUGAUCAAUGACCUCAAUGCUCAAAGAGCUCGUCUGCAGACAGAAGCAGGUGAAUAUUCACGCCAGGUGGAAGAGAAGGAUGCUUUGGUUUCUCAGCUGUCAAGAGGGAAGCAAGCUUUCACUCAACAGAUUGAGGAACUGAAGAGGCAUUUAGACGAAGAGAUAAAGGCCAAGAAUGCCCUAGCCCAUGCCCUGCAGUCUGCUCGCCACGACUGUGACUUGCUCCGGGAACAAUAUGAGGAGGAGCAGGAGGCCAAGGCAGAGCUGCAGCGAGCCAUGUCCAAGGCCAACAGUGAAGUGGCCCAGUGGAGAACCAAAUACGAGACAGACGCGAUUCAGCGCACGGAGGAGCUCGAGGAGGCCAAGAAGAAGCUGGCCCAACGUCUGCAGGAUGCAGAGGAACAUGUUGAGGCUGUCAAUGCCAAAUGUGCCUCCCUGGAAAAGACAAAGCAGAGGCUGCAGAAUGAAGUGGAGGACCUGAUGAUUGAUGUGGAGAGAUCCAAUGCUGCCUGUGCUGCUCUGGAUAAGAAGCAGAAGAACUUUGACAAGAUCCUGGCAGAAUGGAAGCAGAAGUAUGAGGAAACGCAGGCUGAGCUGGAGGCCUCCCAGAAGGAGUCGCGCUCUCUCAGCACGGAGCUGUUCAAGAUGAAGAAUGCCUAUGAGGAGUCCUUGGACCACCUGGAGACAAUGAAGCGGGAGAACAAGAACUUGCAGCGUAAGUCCCUNNNNGAGCUGGAGAAAGUCAAGAAGCAGGUUGAGCAGGAGAAAUCUGAACUGCAAGCCUCCCUGGAGGAAGCUGAGGCCUCUCUGGAACAUGAAGAGGGGAAGAUCCUGCGCCUGCAGCUUGAGCUCAACCAAGUGAAGUCUGAGAUCGACAGGAAGAUAGCAGAGAAAGAUGAGGAGAUUGACCAGAUGAAGAGAAACCACCUCAGAAUUGUGGACUCCAUGCAGAGCACUCUGGAUGCUGAGAUCAGGAGCAGGAAUGAAGCCCUGAGGCUGAAGAAGAAGAUGGAGGGAGACCUGAAUGAAAUGGAGAUCCAGCUGAGCCAUGCCAACCGCCAGGCUGCAGAGGCACAGAAGAACCUGAGAAACACCCAGGCCGUGCUCAAGGACACUCAGCUGCACUUGGAUGAUGCUGUCAGAGCACAGGAUGACCUGAAGGAGCAGGUGGCCAUGGUGGAACGCAGAGCAAACCUGCUGCAGGCUGAAGUUGAGGAGCUCCGGGCAGCCCUAGAGCAGACAGAGAGGUCGAGAAAAGUGGCUGAGCAGGAAUUAAUGGAUGCCAGUGAGAGAGUUCAGCUUCUCCAUAGCCAGAACACCAGCCUGAUCAACACCAAGAAGAAGCUGGAAACAGACAUUGCCCAGAUCCAGGGUGAAAUGGAGGAUACCAUCCAGGAAGCCCGCAAUGCUGAGGAGAAGGCCAAGAAGGCCAUCACAGAUGCGGCCAUGAUGGCAGAAGAGCUGAAGAAGGAGCAGGACACCAGUGCCCACCUGGAGAGGAUGAAGAAGAACCUGGACCAGACAGUGAAGGACCUGCAGCACCGCCUGGAAGAGGCCGAGCAGCUGGCACUGAAGGGAGGGAAGAAGCAGAUCCAGAAGCUGGAGGCCAGGGUGCGGGAGCUGGAAGGGGAGGUUGAUGCUGAGCAGAAGCGCAGCGCUGAAGCCGUGAAGGGCGUGCGCAAGUACGAGCGCAGGGUGAAGGAACUGACCUACCAGUCUGAGGAAGACAGGAAGAAUGUCCUCAGGCUGCAGGAUCUGGUGGACAAGCUGCAAAUGAAAGUGAAAUCCUACAAGAGACAAGCUGAGGAGGCUGAGGAGCUGUCCAAUGUCAACCUGUCCAAGUUCCGCAAGAUCCAGCACGAGCUGGAGGAAGCCGAGGAGCGGGCUGACAUUGCAGAGUCACAGGUCAACAAGCUCCGAGCCAAGAGCAGGGAGAUUCAUAAGAAGAUAGAAGAAGAGGAAUGAGAUUCCCAAAAGUAAAAAGUGACCUGAGGCAGGCAUAAAAUGUAAACCUCUGUGUUACUUUCUCCAGUAAUUAUCAUUUAUGUUUAGUAAUAAAGAUAGUAGACACCU
Molecule: messenger RNA, 4890 nt
Organism: Sturnus vulgaris (Common starling)
Lineage: Eukaryota; Metazoa; Chordata; Aves; Passeriformes; Sturnidae
Source: RefSeq, a predicted model, not a curated record